AUGGCGGUGGCUUUGGAUGCGAUCCUCGCUCGGAUCAAGGAUGUUUGUAAAAGGAACGGUUUGCUCAUCCUCUCGGUGCUGUCGGUCACCAUUGGCUGUCUCCUUGGGUUCUUCCUCAGGACGAGGCGGCUCUCCCAGCAGGAAAUCAGUUAUUUCCAGUUUCCCGGUGAGUUACUGAUGAGGAUGCUGAAAAUGUUGAUUCUCCCCCUGGUUGUCUCAAGCUUAAUGUCUGGGCUAGCAGCCCUGGAUGCCAAGACUUCCAGUCGAUUGGGUAUCAUAACCGUCACUUAUUACCUGUGGACAACAUUUGUGGCUGUGAUUGUGGGAAUAAUUAUGGUCUCCAUCAUUCAUCCUGGUGGGGCCGCACAGAAGGAGAGCACUGAGGAGGGUGGAAAGCCCAUCAUGAGCUCUGCAGAUGCACUGCUGGACUUAAUCCGGAACAUGUUUCCAGCCAACCUUGUUGAAGCCACAUUCAAGCAGUAUCGCACAAAGAGUAUUCCCAUCAUUAAAGCCAACAAAGCAUCAUCUGAAAGCACAACUCAUCGCAUUAUAAUAUAUGGAGUUCAAGAUGAGAAUGGAUCCAAUGUCCAGAAUUUUGCCUUGGACAUCACUCCUCCACCUGAAGUGAUUUACAAAUCAGAACCAGGCACGAGUGAUGGCAUGAAUGUGCUAGGGAUUGUCAUAUUCUCUGCAACAAUGGGUAUAAUGUUGGGAAGAAUGGGAAACAGUGGUGUUCCUUUGGUCAGCUUUUGUCAAUGUUUAAAUGAAUCUGUCAUGAAGAUAGUGGCAGUUGCUGUUUGGUACUUUCCAUUUGGAAUCGUGUUUCUAAUUGCUGGUAAAAUCUUAGAAAUGGAUGACCCUUCAGCCAUUGGGAAGAAGCUGGGGUUUUACGCCAUUACUGUAGUGUGCGGUCUGGUUGUGCACGGCCUGUUCAUUCUGCCAAUGAUGUACUUCUUUAUCACCAAGAAGAAUCCUAUUGUCUUUAUCAGAGGGAUUCUUCAAGCCUUGCUUAUUGCUCUGGCCACCUCCUCCAGUUCAGCCACGCUGCCUAUCACAUUCAAGUGCUUGCUGGAGAACAACCACGUAGACAGGAGGAUUGCAAGGUUCGUGCUGCCUGUGGGAGCCACCAUCAACAUGGAUGGGACUGCACUCUACGAAGCAGUGGCUGCCAUCUUCAUUGCACAAGUAAACAACUAUGAGCUGGAUUUUGGGCAAAUUAUUACUAUAAGCAUCACAGCGACAGCUGCCAGCAUAGGAGCUGCUGGUAUCCCCCAGGCUGGCCUGGUGACAAUGGUCAUUGUCCUGACCUCGGUCGGACUCCCAACGGAUGACAUCACACUGAUCAUUGCUGUUGACUGGGCGCUAGACCGGUUUAGAACAAUGAUCAAUGUCCUGGGAGAUGCCCUGGCUGCAGGGAUUAUGGCCCACAUCUGCCGGAAGGAGUUCAUCAAGGACGGUGAUGAGGUGCCACUGAUCUGUGAGACUAAACCUCUUAACAUCCACCCGAUUGUGGCUUACCAGAGAAACGGCUGUGUGAAGACCAUGAAUGAACCUCGUGGACCAGAAACAGUGAAAGAGUUGGAGCAGCACAUACCUGUACAAGUGGAGCAAGAAGAAAGCCCAGUGGAGAACCACACUAAGAAAUCCAACAGUAAAGACCACUGCACUAUUGAAAUAAAUGAACUAGAAACGAAUGUGUAACUGCUACACACAGUGGUAUCUCAUACCCCAGUGACCUGAUACCCAAUCUCUACCUCACAGCUGGGAGAGGGACUCUGCCUUGAACAGAAAAAUGUGGAAUUCUCGCCACUCUGCUUGUACUGGAGCGAGGGGACCAGCUGUGAACGUCAGGAAAGGCACACAGCUUGCAAGAGACAUGGGCUUCCUUAGGUGGAGGAUUUCAAUACUGAAAAACUAACUAACGGAUGGCUGCUGUUUUAUUCUGCACUCAUUUGACUCCAAUAUAGUAUUUGACACUCCUUUGGCUUCGUUUUUUUUAUUUUUUUUUAUUUGUCCCUUUCUGGUUUUCUAACCAAAGCCUUUUUUGUGAAUCUAAGUAAUUGCAAACACUGUAUUUAUAUCUUUUUUUGCUCUGUAAAAACGUUUCACCAAAACUGCUGAAGAUACUAAUUUUGUCUAGGAUUCUUUAUCUACAGACUUUGUGUUUAGUUUUAGAACAGCAGUAAGAAAAUCACACUGAUUUCCUGAUCUCAAAAUGUUGUACUUAUCACCAAACAACACUUCAAGCCAAGGUGAAGCAAAGUGUGCAUUUUUGCAAGCAAGCACAGCAAGGUAAUGCUGAGGGGCAGCUUUCAGAGACAGGCAUUCAAGUGUGAUACGUAACACCACGAUCCUAAGUCACUGAAGAGCACAGUUUGCCUUCCAAGUGCCAGAUUUAUGAACCUUUUUUUAACCUAACUCUUCAGUAGAGUCAGUACCAUGCACACACAGCGGCAGAGGCAGUGUGAGCCCAAAUCCAUAAGCACUGGUGCUAAUGCGUCCUCCCCUGCAGCCCAUAGGCCCUUCUGUGUAAAUAUGUACAAUCUGAAGCUCAAGCUCUUGAACUCUACACUUCACCCUAAGGGCAGACUGAACUCAAACUAGGACACGAUGCUGGCUAAUAUUGGGGUUUUGUGGGGAGUCUCCCAGGGAAACUGGACUGCUAUUUUUCGUGAUUCAGUUGUCAAACUACAUUGAAAGUUAUAUCCCUUGCAUAAUCUACUGAAUCAGUUGCAAUAAAGUCUGCUGAGUGCGUUUCCAAUGUUUGUGAUAGAGCACAUUUUUAAUAAAC
Tympanuchus pallidicinctus (lesser prairie-chicken) is the source of this 2791-nucleotide messenger RNA. It is a transcript of the gene SLC1A7, whose product is annotated as solute carrier family 1 member 7. Lineage: Eukaryota; Metazoa; Chordata; Aves; Galliformes; Phasianidae. Gene Ontology annotation, cellular component: plasma membrane. The transcript is spliced from 11 exons. The coding region runs from base 1 to 1701 and encodes 566 amino acids. Gene Ontology annotation, molecular function: glutamate:sodium symporter activity; L-glutamate transmembrane transporter activity; neutral L-amino acid transmembrane transporter activity. Gene Ontology annotation, biological process: L-glutamate transmembrane transport. The record is from RefSeq and is a predicted model, not a curated record.